UCGGAAUUAACUAGUAUAGAGAAUCAAUCUAAUUAAAUGUCACAAUAUUAUAGUGAAGCAGAGUCCUAACCUUGGCCCAAAGACUAUAGCUUCAAAACAUGACGUCGACUGCGGAUGAAACCGGGGAUGUGUUCAGGCAUGAGGGAAGGAAUGCAGCAAUAGUAGUAUGUUGGUUUCUGGGAUUGGGUUCUCUUGUGGCGUGGAACAGUAUGCUGACCAUUGGAGAUUACUACUAUUCAUUAUUCCCGAAUUACCAUCCUUCAAGGGUACUUACCCUGGUUUAUCAACCGUUUGCUGUUGGAACAAUGAUACUACUUGCAUACAAUGAAGCCAAAAUCGACACUAGAAAGCGCAAUUUGAUUGGAUACACUCUCUUCUUCACAAGUACAAUGCUACUCAUAGUUGUUGACUUGGUCACAUCUGGUAAGGGAGGACUGGGACCUUAUCUAGGCAUAUGUGUACUUGUAGGUGCUUUUGGAUUGGCAGAUGCUCUUGUUCAAGGUGGCAUGGUUGGAGACAUGGCUUUUAUGCUCCCUGAAUUCAUGCAGUCCUUCUUCGCUGGCUUGGCUGCAUCUGGCGUUUUAACCUCUGGUUUAAGGCUAGUCACUAGAGCAGCCUUUGACAAAACCAACCAUGGUCUUCGAAAAGGCACUUUGUUAUUUCUUGCAAUCUCUGCAUCGUUUGAGUUCAUUUGCAUUCUACUAUACGCAUUUAUCUUUCCAAAGCUACCAAUAGUGAAACACUUCCGGAGUAAAGCAGCCUCACAAGGAUCGAAAACAGUGAAAUCUGAUCUUGCGGCUGCCGGUGUUGAAACACAAGAAGGCCAAGUUGAUGAAGUACGGAAGACCAACAAGCAAUUACUAGUAGAGAAUCUCGAUUAUGCUAUUGGUUUGUACCUGAUUUAUAUCCUCACAUUGUCCAUCUUCCCUGGCUUCCUUUAUGAAAAUACAGGAAAACACCAGUUGGGCACAUGGUAUCCCCUAGUAUUGAUGGCAAUGUACAAUCUAUUGGAUUUUAUAUCAAGAUACACUCCCCUUGUGAAAUGCUUAAAUAUUAAAUCAAGAAAGGGACUUAUGGUGGCCAUUCUUGCUCGUUUCUUGUUCAUCCCAGCAUUUUACUUCACAGCCAAAUAUGGUGAUCAAGGAUGGAUGAUAUUGCUUACUUCCCUAUUAGGAUUAACCAAUGGUCAUCUCACUGUUUGUGUUCUUACAGCUGCACCUAAAGGUUACAAGGGCCCUGAGCAAAAUGCUCUAGGUAAUAUCCUAGUGGUGUUUCUUCUUGGAGGCAUAUUUUCAGGUGUUUCUGCUGACUGGUUGUGGCUCAUUGGCAAUAGCUCAUUUUAAGCUGAGUAUAGUUAUCUUUGCAAAGUAUUUUUUAUGAUUUAUUUAUUUUCUUUUCAUAAAAAAGGAUGGUCCCCAUUUAUUUCUUAAUUUAUUUUUGCAUUUUAAAAUUUACAUGUUUCUAGGUAUAUUUCUAUUUAAGCUUAUAUAUGAGUUAAAAAAUUGUUGGGUAUUUUUUUAUCACUAUUUAUGGAUGCUUAUUUUUUGUAUAUUACACAUGAUAUUCCUAAUAAUUUAGAUUCUCCAAACAAGAUUCAAAUAUCUUGCUACAUAUUUAUACACAUGUACAAGUGACACAAAAAAAGCAACACAAGCACUGAGUUGUGGAUGUUUUCAAUAUUAUUCAUCACGGAGAAUGAAAUUCUUGCCAACAAAGCAAGAUUGUCCACAUAAUCAAUGUUACAUCUAUUAAUGAAUUUAAAAUUACAGAAAGAGAGCAAAUUUCUUGUCUUCAAAACCUUAGUAAAAACCUUAGUGCA
Messenger RNA from Cannabis sativa, 1819 nucleotides. Its product is annotated as equilibrative nucleotide transporter 3-like. Gene Ontology annotation, biological process: nucleoside transmembrane transport. Gene Ontology annotation, molecular function: nucleoside transmembrane transporter activity. The transcript has 9 exons. The record is from RefSeq and is a predicted model, not a curated record. Lineage: Eukaryota; Viridiplantae; Streptophyta; Magnoliopsida; Rosales; Cannabaceae. Bases 99 to 1343 code for a protein of 414 amino acids. Gene Ontology annotation, cellular component: plasma membrane.